CCCACGUGGCAUUCUCUCAUUGGUGUUUUAAACUGCUCCGCGGUACACUGGAACACCUUAAACUUUAAACCUCUCGGCCCCGCUAACGGCUAUAUUCCCCCUCCCCCUCUCUCCCUCUCACCAAAAACCCCUCUCUCUCUCUCUCUCUCUCUCUCUCUCUCUCUCUCUCUCUCUCUCCUCGUUCCCGAUUCUUCGAUUAGGGCAUGGAUUCUUCCUCAAUUUCCAGUUCGAGGCCUCGGUUUCAAUCGCGUCGCGGAGUUCGUGUGGUGGGAAAGAUCCGGCCUUUGCACGAUUCGGAGGUCGGAGAUCUCUCCCGUGGCGAUCCUUCUUGCUCCCCCAAUCGGCCUCAGGUCUCCGUCGCGAGAUGUGAGGGGGAACACGCCGUGAUCUCCUUUAAAGAUCAGCCCAGCGGUCGGAAAGAUUCUUACAAGCUAGAUUGGUGCUAUGAGCCAGAAGAGGGUGUCGGCGAGAUUUUCUCAAGAGAGGUUAAGCCUCUGAUACAGGGGUUGUUUCAAGGAUCAAAUUCUUGUGUUAUUGCUUAUGGUGCUCGCGGAAGUGGGAAGACGCAAAUCCUUCAGGGCUCUGAAGAGAAUCCUGGCUUAGCUCCAAUUACGUUAUAUGAGAUCCUAGCGAUGGCCAAGGAAAUUGAAGGGUUGGUAACUAUAUCAUGCUACGAAGUGUUUCAAGAUCAUAUCUAUGAUAUAUUGGAACCCAAAGAGCAAGAAGUGCUUGUUCUUGAAGAUGCCGGAAGGAGAAUUCAGCUUAAGGGACUUUCUCAAGUUCCUGUGAAAUCCAUGUCUGAGUUCAAUAGUUUGUACUUUCAUGGAUGUAACCAAUGGAAGCAAUCACAAAAGAUUGGGAGUGAAGAUGCAAUUAGGUCCCAUCGAGGGUUAAUUAUAUACGUCUCUCGUGUUGUCAAAGAAUCGAACCAUUCCCUCGUCGGAAAGAUAAACUUGGUUGAUUUGGCAGAUUAUGAUGACACCAAAUCAAGAGACAAUGGUUCACUCAAUCUAUCUGUAGGGGCUAAAGUCAACAAGUCACUCUACGCCCUAAUGAAUGUAGUCUUCGCACUUAAUAGCAGUGAGACUUAUGUUGCCUACCGACAAAGCAAACUGACCCGUUUGUUGCAAGAUUUCAUGUGCAAAUCAAGUGGGGCGGUACUGGUAACUUGCUUGAACCCAACAGCCUGCCAAGAUACUAUUCAUGCACUUAGUUUGGCUUCUCGGUCAUGCCAAGCAGCCAAUGUUAAUUGCACUAGCUCAGCCAAGAAUAGCAAUACUAUUCCAAGGUUUAUUCCACCGUCUUCUCCUUUUAAAGGUGCAAUCCGUACUUUAGAUGGUUCAGUGCUAAAGGAUGAACCAUCUAAAUCUGCUAAGAAUGAAAAAAGAGGAAAUGGAACUCCAUUUGUGCCCAAGACAUUGUUGCAUAAACAAUCUAGUUCUACCAAAAGACCUGGAUUUUCCUUUAAGAAUUUACCUGAGGAGAAAUCAAAUGAUACCAUCUCUAUCUUAAGUGGGAGGAAGUUAUUCAGUGCCAAUGUGAACUCCAUAGAGGAUAGUACUUCAUCUAGCGCUGCUACAGCUGUAGAUACAACUACAAAUGAGGACAUUAACUUACGGCAGUGCAAACAAAUCGAGACAUCUAUAACGGAUGAGAAUAUGCAGGAAACUCUGGCAAGCAUUGCUGAUGAUGUGGUGUCUCCUGCAUUGGCAGAAGUGAAUGUUUGUGUUUCAGAUGAAUAUACAGAUCUUCAGGAUACACAAACUGAUGCAAAGCCAGCUAUUAGUGAACAUGAUAAUUCUGUUGAGGUGAAGACUCCAAUGCGUGCCCAUCAGACUUCUCCGAAACUAAGUGAAAAGCUGAGAGAGAUAUCUAACUCAUUGAAGCUGCUAAGUACCCAGCCUAUUAACAUUGGAACACCAAAAGCCGAUGUUUCUUGUAUUAGAAAAGAAAUUAUGGAUUCCAUUGACCCAAAAACUCCCGGAGAACCUUUAAAUUGGAGACUAGAUAACCGCCCAACAUUUGAUCCUGCCGAUACACCACAGGACAUACUCAGAACCCGUAGUACAGGGCUGAAGAAAUCGUUGGUUCAAGAAUGUUUAGCUUUUCUCAAUUCUGCUAACAAGGAGGAACUUAAGGGGCUAAAGGGAAUUGGAGAAAAGAGAGCUACAUACAUACUUAACCUCCGUGAGAAAAGCCCAGAACCCUUCAAAAAUUUAGAUGAUGUUAAAGAUCUAGGUUUGUCUUCAAAGCAGAUCAAUAAAAUGAUGUCGAAAAUUUUAGAGGAAUUCUAGUGUUACAAUUCUACUGUACCGGAACCUUCAAACUAGGAAGGAGAAUGAGUCAUGUAAAUUUGCCAAUAGAGUAAAAGUAUUGUUUACCGUAUCGGAACUGACGAACGACGUGUUGAAUAGUGUGUAUCGAGUGAUGUUGUUCUUUGUGUUGUUAUUUGUGCAAUGUAACUUAUCUGUGAUCAUUUACUUCAGUAAUGUAUGUUUGCUAAAUAUGAUUGUUC
Molecule: messenger RNA, 2515 nt
Organism: Ananas comosus (pineapple)
Lineage: Eukaryota; Viridiplantae; Streptophyta; Magnoliopsida; Poales; Bromeliaceae
Product: kinesin-like protein KIN-10C
Exons: 18
Coding region: 204-2294 (696 amino acids)
Biological process (GO): mitotic spindle organization; microtubule-based movement
Molecular function (GO): ATP binding; microtubule binding; microtubule motor activity
Source: RefSeq, a predicted model, not a curated record